Drosophila ananassae is the source of this 1137-nucleotide messenger RNA. Its product is annotated as CTD nuclear envelope phosphatase 1A. Gene Ontology annotation, molecular function: protein serine/threonine phosphatase activity. NCBI's taxonomy places the organism in Eukaryota, Metazoa, Arthropoda, Insecta, Diptera, Drosophilidae. The coding region runs from base 167 to 1015 and encodes 282 amino acids. The record is from RefSeq and is a predicted model, not a curated record. The transcript has 2 exons.
UUUUAUCAUUUGAAAACUGUGCAGAAAAGUAACACAAACAGUUUGAUUCAGCUUACACAUUUUAAAAUUGACGCAAUAUAUAUAAUGUAAGUGAGUGCCCAGCAGAACUAGCUUCUUGUUGAUUCGCACACAGUCGCCGGCGAUUCGGAAGGACGUCAGAUACAAAAUGGUCAGCCAGCUGCCCGCACAAUCGGCACACCUGGUGAAGCUCGCCCCAUCGAGUCCUGUGGCAGUUGCCGUUGUCGGUAACCUCCAAAGAUCCCGCUCCAGUGACAAUCGACAGCCACUUAUCUCAAUACUGCUCACCAGCGACCUGGGCAGCUACGUACGGAGUUUCUUUUCUCUCAUCGCGACCAAGGUAGAGUCGUACUUACGGCCGGUCACUGAGCCCAUCUACAAGGAAGUCCCUCUAUCUCCGGAAUCCCAAAGAAGACUCCGGCAAGUGGGUCGAAAGACUUUGGUCCUAGACCUGGACGAGACCCUGGUGCACUCCUGCUACAGUGAUCCCGAAACCAAUGAGCUGGUGGGCUGCAGCCUUGUGCCACAAACUGCCAAACCGGAUUAUGAGCUGUCGGUUACACUCGAGGGUCUCGAUCCAAUUGCUUUCCAGGUUUACAAGCGACCACAUGUAGAUGUGUUUUUAAAAUUCGCGUCGAAAUGGUAUGACCUGGUAAUAUUCACCGCCAGUCUAGAGGUCUAUGCAGCCCAGGUAGUGGAUCGCUUGGACAAUGGACGUGGCAUGAUUCAGAAGCGCUACUACCGACAGCACUGCUCCUCCACCACCUCGAUGAUUAGUAAGGAUCUUACAGUGGUUAAUCCAGACAUGAGCGGCACCUUCAUCAUCGAUAACUCGCCGAAUGCCUAUCGCGACUUUCCGGACAAUGCCAUUCCCAUCAAGACAUUCAUUUACGAUCCGGAUGACACGGAGCUCCUCAAUCUGCUGCCCUUCCUCGAUGCCUUGCGGUUCACCAAGGAUGUGAGAUCGGUACUCAGCAGGCGAGUUACAAGUCGCUAGUCAUCUGCCCUGUGAAACUUUCCCAUGUGAUAAUCAAAAGCCAAAAACCAUGUAAUAGCCCUUUAAAAUAUUGCAGUCAGUAUAUUAAAUGCCAAUAAUAUGAGUGAUAUAUUUUAAAGCUA